CCCAUUUGAUUUUUGUCUUAAUUUCUCCAACUUCCUCAUAUGCCUUUUUUUAAUUUCAUCUUCCAAGUUAAUUGGCCAUAAAUUGAAGUAGAAAAAAUAUUAUAUUAAAUUUAAAAGUAAAGUUAGGUCCUUCCUUUUGUAUUUUUCUGUGCUCUGCUAGUAAAGUAAUGGAGGGAAAAAUUGAGGCAGCAGAAAAUGAGCUACACAAUAAUAAUGGGCUAAUAAAAUUGCAGCAACAAGGAAAAGAGAUCCAAUCAAUACAUUGCGAUGACGCCACAAUCAAUGAAGAAGAGAUGAACAAGAUUUCUCUUCUGAGAGCUGUAGUUGAGAAACAAGAUCCGUCUUCUAAGGAAGUUGAUGAUUUUGCGAUAAGAAGGUUUCUUCGAGCAAGGGAUCUGGAUGUGGAAAAAGCUUCAACAAUGUUGUUGAAAUACCUAAAAUGGAAGAAAAGUUUUGUGCCAAAUGGGUACAUUUCACCUACUGAGAUUCCAAAUGAGAUAGCACACAACAAAAUGUUCUUACAAGGUGUGGACAAAUUAGGACGCCCCAUUGCUGUCGUUUUUGGUGGCAGACAUAUGCCGAAUAAACAAGGAGGUCUUGAAGAGUUCAAACGAUUUGUUGUCUUGGCUUUAGACAAACUCUGUUCAAGAACUUCACCAGGAAGGGAAAAGUUUGUGGUAAUUGGGGAUUUACAAGGUUUUGGCUAUUCCAACAGUGAUGUUCGUGCAUAUCUUGGCGCUCUAUCCAUUUUACAGGACUGCUACCCUGAAAGACUCGGAAAACUGAUUGUGGUUCAUGUUCCUUACAUAUUCUGGACAAUGUGGAAGCUUGUGUACCCUUUUAUUGAUAACAACACCAAGAAGAAGAUUACAUUUGUGGAAAACAAACGACUCACGGAAACUCUACUUCAAGACAUUGAUGAAAGCCAGCUACCAGAUAUUUAUGGAGGCAAAAUGCCAUUAGUUCCUAUUCAUGAAGCCUAAGCAAGUAGUUACAUAUCAUUAUUAUUCAGAGCUGGUUUACGAGUUGUUUCAGGUAAUGCACUCGAUAAGAAGACAACGUUUGUACUAUGAUUUUACAUUCGUAAGCAUCUAGCUUUUAUAUAGAAAAGAAUUGAAAUAUUCAAA
Messenger RNA from Solanum stenotomum, 1127 nucleotides. RefSeq lists its product as uncharacterized. The record is from RefSeq and is a predicted model, not a curated record. NCBI's taxonomy places the organism in Eukaryota, Viridiplantae, Streptophyta, Magnoliopsida, Solanales, Solanaceae. The transcript is spliced from 6 exons. The coding region runs from base 168 to 983 and encodes 271 amino acids.